Molecule: messenger RNA, 2924 nt
Organism: Chelmon rostratus (copperband butterflyfish)
Lineage: Eukaryota; Metazoa; Chordata; Actinopteri; Chaetodontiformes; Chaetodontidae
Product: nuclear factor 7, brain
Exons: 6
Coding region: 182-1591 (469 amino acids)
Molecular function (GO): zinc ion binding; protein binding
Source: RefSeq, a predicted model, not a curated record
AACAGGAAAACCUAGAGCAUUUGCUCCUUCAUGUCAAGAACAAUAGGCAGGCAGUCGGUGUGCUCUGAGGCUUUCAGCGGGCAAGUUUAUCCAGGCACGCUUAUUUACGGUACUGGUCUUGCUGACAGGAAACUUUAAGGACUUGAAACUGUGGAUUUACUAUAUUGUACAUGACAAGCUUAUGAUCAUGUCACUCCCUGAGGAGGAUCUUAUGUGCCCGAUAUGCUGUGACAUCUUCACGGAUCCCGUUUUGCUGUCGUGCAGCCACAGCUUCUGCAGGGGCUGUCUGAAGCGCUGUUGGGACAGCAGAGGGUCGCGUGAGUGUCCAGUAUGCAGGAAAAGAGCCUCCAAGUCCACCGUUCCCUCCAAUUUGGCCCUGAAAAAUGUCUGUGAAGCCGUUUUGCAGGUGAGGAGACAGAGUUCACUGCUGGAGGAAGACAAGACCAACUGUACUCUGCAUGGGGAGAAGUUAAAACUCUUCUGUCUGGUUGAUAAGCAGCCAAUCUGUGUGGUGUGUCAGUCUUCUAAACUGCACAAGACUCACGACUGCUCGCCAAUCGAAGAGGCAGUGCUGGACUCCAAGGAUGAACUUUCUGCAUCCCUCAAGAGCCUGCAAGAUAAACUGGAAAGCCUCAAAAGAAUUCACACAACCUCUGCGGACGUGUUCAAGUAUAUCAAGAAUCAGGCGCUGGAAACACAGAGGCUGAUCAAGAGCCAGUUCGAGCAGCUCCAUCAAAUCCUCUACCAAGAAGAGUCGGAAAGAAUAGCGGCUGUGAAAAGAGAAGAAGAAGAGAAGAUUGCAGGAAUGAAGGAUAAGAUGAAGGAGCUUUCGGCGGAUAUGCUGUCCCUCACUGAGACCAUCGCAGUCAUACAGGAGCAGCUGACAGAAGAUGAUAUGGUCUUGCUGAAGAAUCUCAAAUCCACUCAGGAAAGAGGGAAAAGCAUCGCACUUGGUUCAGACAACAUGUCCGGAUUACUGAUUGAUGUGACCAAGCAUCUCUGUAACCUCAAGAACAGGGUCUGGGAGAAAAUGCUGGACCAUAUUGACUAUACUCCAGUGACUUUGGACCCAAACACUGCACAUCCCUGCCUCAUCCUGUCCGACGAUCUCACUUCCCUCCACUAUUCAAAGCAGCCCAGCUGUUGCCCUGACAACCCAGAGCGCUUCCACAUCAGCGCUGAGGUAGUAGGCAUGACAGCGCUGGGUUCAGGAAGUCACCACUGGGUCGUGGAAACAGGAAGUAAUCAGGACUGGCUCCUGGGUGUGGCCUCUGUGUCAGUACCUAGGAACGCAGAGAUCUCCGCUCGGCCUGAGAAUGGCUUCUGGACUCUGUGUUUCCGGGAUGGAAAGCUCAGGGCGAUGACCUCGCCACCCACCCUGCUGACCGUUACAAGAAUGCCAAAUCAAGUUAAAGUGCAACUGGAUUACAACAAAGGGACAGUGUCUUUUUCCGACCCUGCAGAUGAAACACUCAUUUAUGCAUUUACACACACAUUCACUGAAACUUUAAUUCCAUAUUUUUAUACACAGAGCGCUCAUCCACUGAGGAUAAUGCCAGAGAAGGUACUUGUCACAAUGUUGCAUCAAUAAGUGGAUGUAUGAUUUAUUAAUUAUGUAAGAAAAUAGGACCCUAGUCCUGUCUUGAUGGAUGAGAUCAGUGUUAGAAAAUGAAAGACUGGGAUUGAUGGAUUGACCAGCUGAGAUAUUAAUUUCUCCCACAGAGGUUUUGCACAGUAUUCUUCAUACACGUCAUCUUGCAGUUUUUGUUGUUACUUCUUGUUUUUGUUACUUCUUCCUACUUCCUACUAGGAUUUUUUGGGAAAUGCACUUAUUAUUUUUUUUGCUGUGUUAAAUAGGAACAUUGACACCGUCCACAAUGCUAUAUGAUGAUUAUUAAGCUACAGCCAAGAGCCAGUUAGCUUAGCUUAGCAUUGCAUAAAGACUGGAAAGGGGGAAACAUCUAACCUGAACAGAACCAUGCCAGCAUUUAACUGUUUCCAGUCUUCAUGCUAAGCUAAGCUAACUAGCUGCUGGCUGCAGCCACAUAUUUACCAGAUCACAUGAGUCAUCCCAGCAAGUGUCCAAGGAUUGUGAAACCCCUUGAAGCAUUUAUGAAUCAUGAUUUUGAUCUAUAGAAAACUGACUUGACAUUUUAACUCACAGCGAAAAAACAAAUAAGCAUAUUUCCCAGAAUAUGGAGCUGUUCCUUUAAGACCAAUGUUCAGAUAAGCACAUGAACAAACCAUUAAUGAUAACUGUGGUGGAAAUGGCCAGUAAGGCUCUUCACAUCAUUAUUUCUGUCAUGCAUCCUAAAAUGCUACAUUAUGGAUGCUCUUACUUUUAAAGCAAGCUGUAGGUUAAAUUCAGGGGUGGUUCUUAAAUAAGUGGUUGAAUAUGCAUUGCUCACUAUGGUGGAAGAAGGGAAGAGCACAUUUACAUUUGAUGGAAAUGUUUGGAUAAAUAUCAAGAAGUUACAGCUUCGUGUGCAGAAAGCCCUUUGCUCCUCUUUCUUUUUGUUCUUUUGCACUGUCUGUGAAUUACAGCCGAAGGAAUUGUUCAGUGAUUGUUCUGUUGAUGGUAACCAUAUUAUGUUGGACUGGGAUGAGCACCAUGCACUAUAAGAAAUACACGUAUCACACACGCGCACAUACACACACACACACACACACACACACACAUACACAUUCAUCAUUGUGUAGAUCUGAGUAGUUAAAGUGAAGAAAUAGCUCAUUGGUCCAAGGUACUCUACAUUGGAGGGAUCAGACUGCACGGUACUGUUUAUUGGUUACUUUUGUACACAUGAUGGCGCCAAAGUCAAAGAAAUAUUCUGAAGUCUUUCCUAAUUGUUCAGUGGCUGUUUGUGUAAAUUAAUGAUCCAGAAUAUGAUCUAUGAUAUAUGAAAACAUGAAAUUAAAAUGUUGCU